UAACAUAACCUCAUUGUCAAUUAUUUAAGGGAAUUUCGCAUCUUUUUGAUUUCAAUUUUUCAGUUUUUUGGACCAUUUAACUGACUUUCUCAGGCAAAAAUGGUGAAGUUAAGUGCGGAGCUUGUGCAAAACUCCAUGCAAUUUAUAAAUCCCGUUAAAGAUAGGGAACUUGAUCUCAGAGGUUAUCGAAUACCUGAAAUAGAGAACCUGGGAGCCACUGGAGAUCAGUUUGAUACCAUAGAUUUUUCGGACAAUGAUAUUCGAAAACUAGAUGGAUUCCCAUAUCUGAAACGGCUUAAGUGUUUACUUUUAAAUAAUAACAGGAUCGUAAGAAUAGCGGAUCAUCUAGAAGAAUACAUUCCAAAUCUUGAGUCUCUCAUUCUCACAGGAAAUCAAAUUGAAGAACUUGGAGACUUAGAAGCCCUUUAUUCACUAGAAAACUUGACCACUUUAAGUUUAUUGCUCAAUCCAGUCACCUCAAAACCUCAUUACAGAUUAUAUGUCAUCUACAAACUACCACAGUUAAAACUACUAGACUUCAGAAAGAUUAAGCAAAAAGAGAGGAGUGAGGCCAAAGAACUAUUUAAAAGCAAGAAAGGAAAAGAGAUUCAGAAAGAGAUAAUCAAGAAAUCCAAAACAUUUGUUCCUGGAGGCAGCAUGCACAAUUUAGCUAAAAGUCGGGGCUUGUCUGAUGAGGAGAUUUCAAAGAUAAGGGAAGCUAUUAAUAAAGCUGCUACUUUGGAGGAAAUUGAAAGGUUACAGAAGAUUUUGCAGGGUGGUCAAAUUCCUGGAAGUGAAAAUGAAGGUCAGCAAAAUGGCAAUGCUACCAUGGAAUAUGAAUAACAACUAAUAUAAGUCAGGUAUAGUAUUUAAAGUUAAGAAUUAAAACUUCAACCUUAAAAAUGUACAAUAUAUUUCUUAUUAUUUUGAAUGUUAAGCUGAUAAGGACAACCAUUUUUAAAAUAUAAUGUAACUAUUGCUAUUGUAAUAUGAUAUUAUUGAAAUCUCUCAGCAAGGUUGGGAAGCGAUCAAAAACCAGCGAGCGGUUUUAAUAAACUAUUUUCAUACAUG
Messenger RNA from Anthonomus grandis grandis, 1071 nucleotides. RefSeq names its product U2 small nuclear ribonucleoprotein A' (gene U2A). Gene Ontology annotation, molecular function: protein binding; U2 snRNA binding. NCBI's taxonomy places the organism in Eukaryota, Metazoa, Arthropoda, Insecta, Coleoptera, Curculionidae. Gene Ontology annotation, biological process: mRNA splicing, via spliceosome. Gene Ontology annotation, cellular component: U2 snRNP. The coding region runs from base 100 to 843 and encodes 247 amino acids. The record is from RefSeq and is a predicted model, not a curated record. The transcript has 4 exons.